AUGGAAACCUACCCAGAGAGGUGGUACGAAUACAUCAGCGUCACCACCGAGAGCGACACAGAGUGGAAAGACCAGACGCCCCAUGCCGGUCCUCCGCUCUUGUACGUUCCCAAUCCUAAGCAGACAGAAGACGAUGGACUCAAGGAUCGAUGCUUCAUCAGUCUUACUUCUCCAAUAUUGAUCAACAUAGCUUCUGAGGUAAACAUGGACUUGGGACGUCUGAGUGGCAGUGCCCUUUGCAGGUUAAUUCAAGCCUACAUGUACUCACAGCAUCAACAUAAACAAAAGACGUAUGAGGAGUUUGGAGAAUGGGCGAAUCUCCCAGAUCCCGAAGAAUGGUGGGCGAAUAAAGAUCCGGUGUGGAAACUCAGGGAGGCGAAGAUGAACAAUAAACUUCCUGUUGUGGUCGACAAGAAAACCAAUGUUUAUAGGCUGGAAUAG
Aureobasidium musti is the source of this 441-nucleotide messenger RNA. NCBI's taxonomy places the organism in Eukaryota, Fungi, Ascomycota, Dothideomycetes, Dothideales, Saccotheciaceae. The record is from the annotation of a GenBank genome assembly.